Eublepharis macularius is the source of this 5374-nucleotide messenger RNA. Its product is annotated as 2',3'-cyclic-nucleotide 3'-phosphodiesterase-like. Bases 80 to 1348 code for a protein of 422 amino acids. Gene Ontology annotation, biological process: cyclic nucleotide catabolic process. Lineage: Eukaryota; Metazoa; Chordata; Lepidosauria; Squamata; Eublepharidae. Gene Ontology annotation, cellular component: membrane; cytoplasm. The transcript is spliced from 4 exons. Gene Ontology annotation, molecular function: 2',3'-cyclic-nucleotide 3'-phosphodiesterase activity; protein binding. The record is from RefSeq and is a predicted model, not a curated record.
AACGAGGCUGCUUGCGUGCUCGCCCCUGCCAGAGGCGCUGAUUCUGCUGCGUCCGCCCUCUCCGCUCGGAGGCGCUGCCAUGAACAAAGGCUUCGCCCGGAAGAGCCAUACAUUCCUGCCCAAGAUAUUUAGGAAAAUGUCUUCCCAGCCCAAAGAGCGUCCAGAGAGCUUGCAGUUCCCCUUCCUAGAUGAUGACGAAACAGUCACCACUAUCCGGGAAUCGAAAACACUUUUCGUCAUCCGGGGUCUGCCAGGGAGUGGAAAAUCUACCUUGGCACAGGCCAUCCAAGACAGGUACAAGGAUGUUUGCAAAGUCGUCUCCACCGACCACUACAAAAUCACGCCCACCAUAAGGAGCGCCAUUCCUGAAGAUUAUGGCAAGGUGGACGAGGACCUAGUUGACUAUUUCAAGCGCGAUGUCAGUGUGGUGGUGAUGGACGACACCCACCAUGAACGGGAGCGGCUAGAGCAGAUCUUCGACAUUGCUGACAAGUACCGUUAUGAAGUCAUCAUAGUGGAACCCAAAACGCCGUGGAAAUUGGAUUGCUUGCAACUCAAGGAUAAAAACCAGUGGAAACUUACGGCAGAUGAGCUGAAGAAGCUGAAGCCUGCCUUAGAAAAGGAUUUCCUUCCUUUGUACUAUGGAUGGUUUUUGAGCAAAAGGAGCUCGGAGAACUUGCGCAAGACUGGGCAGGCAUUUCUGGAUGAACUUGCCAGUAUUAAAGUCUUCAAAAAGGAGUCUAAUAAACACUUUGGGGGAGCGAUUGAAGACCCCAAAAUGAAAUUAGACUUGACCAGCUACUUUGUGAAAAGGCCUCCGGGUGUCUUGCACUGCACAACAAAAUUCACUGACUUUGGGAAGGCCCCAGGAUCAGAGGAUUAUGCACAGCAAGAGGCUGUGAAGUCAUCUUAUGGAAAAGCUUUCUUCCUCACCAUCUCAGCCCUCUUCAUCACUCCAAGAACUGCUGGGGCACGCGUAGAACUAAGCGAGCAGCAACUGCUUCUGUGGCCAGGUGACGUGGAUGUGCUCCCACCGGCAGGCAACCUCCCCAAAGGCAGCCGUGCUCACGUCACCCUGGGCUGUGCCAGCGGGAUAGAAGCCGUCCAGACAGGCCUCGACCUCCUUGAAUUUGUCAAACUGGAGAAGGCAGGCAACAAAGGCGAGGAAGUGGGGGAAAUCGGUGGGGGGAAACUUUUGUCCUAUGGGAAUGGCAUGUGGAUGAUUGUGCUUUCCAAAAAGAUUGAGGUGAGGGCUGUCUUUGGCGGGUACUACGGCAAAGGAAAACUGGUGCCGACUCAAGGGGGCAGCAAAAGGGGGUCACCCUUUAAUUCCUGUGUGAUCAUCUGAGGGCCUUUCUUGCCAAAAUCAUGUUUUAUAUGAAAAAAAACAAUUACAAUUUUUGUUCUCUCACUAAAGCCAGCCACCAUUAAAUUUUAAGCACAGCUAGCCCCUUCCACAGGACCCACAAGAAAGAAGCCAGAGGCUGGGGCACCUCUAAUAGAAACACUAGCACUUUUUUAUAUAUAAAUGGUAAGAUUAAUGCAACUAAAUACUUCAAUUCAUAGGCAGCUGAGGAUUUUUAAAACAGAAAUUUAAAGAAAUGGAAGUAUUCUCUGCAGGAGUAUUGCUACUCCUGGCACUUUUGGCUCAGAUUCACCCAGCAUCACAGUCCAAGGCCCAAUAUUAAAAGUUGAUACUGGCUGAGAGAAAAGCUUGCCCCUGUCAUGUGUUGUUGGAUCUGAGCUGCUCCCUGUACAAAGCAUCUAUGUGAGAUGUCAUUCCAGUGCCAAGCCCCCUGGGUGAGUUCUUUUAUCUCUGCCACCACCGCCUCAGAUCUUCCUCAGUUCCCAGAGUUUCAUGCCCUCUCUUAUCCUGAGUUGUUAUAUCUUUGAAAAACAGAUUCCAGGCUUGAAAAACCAGACCUGCCUCAACUUAUAUAGUUGUGCUAUGGAGCCUUCCCCCACUGGGUUAUUGACUAGAGCAGUGAGGGAUCUGAUGGAGGAUAUAGAUUUUUUUUUGUCAUCAAGGACCUAUAGCUCACUUUGUGCCAAGUACUUGAGAAAUAGAAUUCCUCUUGUUUGGACAAGCUCAGUGACAGGAUCCCGCCCCCAUCUCAGUCCUUCAGAUCAAUCAAGUGACUGCCAUGCUAGGAUUUCCAAAGUCCUACUAGGAAGGUGGCAAGGGCUGUGAAGGGAACUAAAGGAUUACAGACCCUGUGUAACUCCAUACUCACUGUGUUUUCUGAGGCUUAAUAGUUGAUGCUGCCCACCCACCAGGGAUUGGUCACACAGAGCUGCCAGAGUCCAGUGCUGUGCUCACAGGCAAAGGAAAACAUGACCUGACAGGCAGAUCAUGUCAAACUCUCGUAACUAGAAGUACAUGCAGCUUGGACCCCAACUAACUUCACCUUGGAGCAAUGUUGUGGUAGCUAGCUAGACCAUCAGAAUAUGAAGAGAGGAUUACAAAGGCAGGACUCUCUCAAGUCUACAUGCAGGCAUACACAAAUGCACAGUCAGGCUGCGCAUCUCCACCAGACAUUUCUUAAUGGGUUCUCUUCAUACUAUCACAAGGACUAGAAUCUUUCAUCUUGAAAAAAGGAUAAUGUUCUAAAAAGACAAACCAGACCCACAGCUCUUAAAUUAUAGGCUACACCGAGGGAUAUUUAGAGUUGUGAGGUAAAAUUGGUUGGGUUUUUUUUUUUGCAGGGGCAGGAGUCAAGUAUAUGAUUGGAUUUAAACCACCAUUGACAAAAACCCCACCUAUUAACUGGGCUGUAGUAAUUUUGGGGAGUGGUGGGGGUUGAGUUGGGGACUAGCUUAAUCCAAGCUGCCUCAUAGACAAUAAAAAUUGCCUUCUUCCCCUCCCACAACCCCCUCUCCCAAAGCUCUGGCAAAUAGCAUAUGCCAACACACUGCCUAAUAGUGAACUAUUUUUUAACAUAGGAAUGAAAAAAAAACACAUUACUAGAAGCUUGCAGCCACAUAUUUUAUAUCCUGAGCAAUUGAACAUUCCAUGUCCUCACAGCUGUUCAGCCAGUCAGUUUGAGAGAGUUCACCACCUCAAAUGCAAUACAGAGUAGAUUUGCUAAUAAUUUGCAAAGAGUCAGCAUGGGAAAACUGCCCCAUGCAGAGUCAGUCCAUUGUUUACUUGAGCUGGCAGCAGCUUUCUAGAGCCUCAGGCAGAAAAGAGCCUUUUUCAAGAACUGCCAACCCCAAGAUGGGGAUGGCAGGAACUGAGCAUUAGAUCUUCUGAAAGAAAUCAUGCACGUUUUGUCACAAAGCCACCACCUCCACCCAGGAUGAAGCCUUGCCUUGGAAGUUCACCAAAUAUAAAGGAGCUGCAGGAACAUGGUAUCCUAUCCUAAAUCUGUAUAUACAUUCCAUAGGUAUCUGCUCUACAAGAAAGCUAUUCUUUUAAUUAAUCUCUCCUCAUGAACUCCCCAGACCUGAGAAACAAAUAUAAUCAAUCCAUUUUGAGCUACAAGACGGUCCACUCAUCAGCUACCCCUACCACUAACUAUUUGGUUCCUUCUCCAACCUCUAAAAACUAAGCAGAAUAUGUUUGAUAGCGCCCCUGCCCCCGAUCAUCAGAAAUCUUUUGGUACACGUUUUUCACAUUCCAAGCCAUAAAAGGAACUCCCCAAUUUAAGUCAAUUCAUCCUUUGCCAUUUCUCUUGUUAUGAACAGUUAUCACAGAUAUGUUUUAUUUCCUUCCCUGUCCUAUGCCAUCAGAUAGUUACACGUCAUUUCCUCUCUCCCACCCCCCACCCCUAGCCCAAACCCUUGUGUCUUUAGAACCACAAGUGUAGAAUCUCACCACUGCAGAGAGCUGUGCAGGUGAUACAAAAAAGGGAAGAUGCCACAUACAGCUUUUCUGGAGAGUGGGUGAUAUUUGAUGAAAGAUGGAAACGACCCCCCCCCCCCGUACUGUUACUUUUGUAUGAGAAACAGAUGGAGGUUGCGGGUGGGGGGCAAGAUCAGAACUUCAAAGCAAGCAUGUUAGGCACUUCUGAACUACAAAUUGAUUACUGUACACAUGGCUCACUUUAAGCUGUAGUCCAGAAAGUCUUGGAGGAAACAGUGUUCUUCCCCCAGGGUAGGAUAAAGAGAAAAUAGAGAUUUUUUGGAACAGUGGAAAGUGGUCUGUAAAAUACUAUGUUGGUGAGGAAUAAAGGCAUUUAGUGAAAUACCUCAGACAGAUAGGACUACUGCCCUUUGAAUGCUCAGAACGGGUUGGAUCCAACCGGUUUUUCCUGUGCUGAAAAAGGAAUCGCUAGUGAGUGUGACCAUCCCAAAAAGCCGUGCUGAAGGUCUUGUGACCUGCCUGGCCCAAAGGCAUGUGGAAUGGGGUAAGGACUGGAUGAGAUGAAGUGCUUGGAACACUAAAGUGCCAUAGAAAAGUUUGAAAAUGUUAAAAGGUUUAAACUGUUUAGAAACUAGCAGUACUCCGAACAGGUCUACAUUUGGAACACACAAAGAUAAAGAGAUUGUUUAAAAACUCCAGUUCUCUUAUGUGCAUGAAGAACCUGAUGAAAACGUAGAUGGAUACCCAUGGAUUCUUUGGGUAUUAGUUAAAAUAAGGAAAUAGUGAGUUUGUAUCUGUCUGUUGACAUUGUAACAGUAAUUGAUCCUGGUGUACACUCUGCUUAGUUUUGUAUGCUGUAAAAAUAUAGGUGUGGAUCCCUGAGAAUGAUUUCUAUGCGCAAAACAGAUUUCUUGCCUCUCUGAAGUCCAAAAUGUUCCCAAGGAGCAGCACUGGGGAGGGGCAUUUUGGGCUGUAGGAGAAAGAGGCAGGCAAGAACGUCACACUCUGCAGGCAGAAAUCCUUGUCUGUAGAACCACUCUGAAGGAUCCAGGCCAGUCUCUAAAAAAUGAAGGAUGUAAUCCAUUGAAAGCCAUGCAUAUCCUAAAUCCCAUUGAUUUCAGCUGGGGAACAGUUAAGUACCAAUGUAGUUUGGGUUGGAUAGGGCCCCAGGUCUGGCACAAUAUUUUAGAUACACAUUUGAACAGAUUACCUCCCAGCUUCUCGAUUGCAAACCUGAGUUUGUGUCAUUUCUAAGCGACUGUCCCCAUGUUCCAAUGUAUUAAUUCUGAGCAAGUAAUAAAAGGUCGCAAUUUACCACCAAUUACAGUCCCCACCCAACCUGCUCUUGCAUUAAAAAUGGCCGUAAAAUAGACAUGUCUAGUUUAACACAUUCUUUACUUGAAUUUCAUCUGGAAGAGCAUGCUCAGGAGUAUACAUAGACAUUGGUGGUGUUUUUAAAAUUGUAUUAUAACCUGCACAACACAUCUAAGGAUGUAUCCUGCCCUACCAGAGUUGUUCAUGAGAAUGCUGUAAGACAAGAGUCCGUAUCCAGCUGUCUAAUGUCCUCAU